Exophiala xenobiotica is the source of this 747-nucleotide messenger RNA. RefSeq names its product 40S ribosomal protein S17. The record is from RefSeq and is a predicted model, not a curated record. Gene Ontology annotation, molecular function: structural constituent of ribosome. NCBI's taxonomy places the organism in Eukaryota, Fungi, Ascomycota, Eurotiomycetes, Chaetothyriales, Herpotrichiellaceae. The coding region runs from base 59 to 496 and encodes 145 amino acids. Gene Ontology annotation, biological process: translation. The transcript has 3 exons. Gene Ontology annotation, cellular component: ribosome.
GACGCCAGCACAGCUUCAACUUCCAUUCCUCGAUCAAAUCUCCAGACCAACCGUCAAGAUGGGUCGCGUUCGCACAAAGACCGUCAAGAAGUCCGCCAAAGUCAUCAUCGAGCGAUACUACCCCAAGCUCACCCUCGACUUCGAGACCAACAAGCGCAUCUGCGAUGAGAUCGCUAUAAUCCCGUCGAAGCGUCUUCGGAAUAAGAUUGCAGGCUACACAACCCAUCUGAUGAAGCGCAUCCAGCGUGGACCCGUCCGAGGCAUUUCAUUCAAGCUGCAAGAAGAAGAGCGUGAGCGCAAGGAUCAAUACGUCCCCGAGAUCUCGGCCUUGGACUUCACCCAGAACACCGAGAGCGGACAACUGGAUGUGGAUGCCGACACCAAGGACCUGCUGAAGAGCAUGGGCUUCGACUCGAUCGCCGUCAAUGUUGUACCGGUCAGCCAGCAGCAACAGCAGGAGCGUGGCGGUCGCAGAGUUUUCGGUGCCGGCCGAUAAAUUUAGACGUGAGGUGAUGUGGCAGGGGAACAAAAAGUCGCUGCUUGAUCAGUGACACAAAAAUCCCAAGUGUCCUCGACAGGAGAGGGAGUCCUGUAGGCGCAGACAAACGAGACGCCCCGGCGGGCAAUCACGCCCUAGACGACAGAAAUACUUGGCAAGAGAAUGGGACGAUAUCCAGACCUUGCAUUACGCCGGAAACCGCAGCAGGCUGAGACUAUCAAAAAAGAACAAAAAUUCCACAAGAACAA